UUUUGCGCAGGAAGUGUAUUUUCACGAUAAAUGGGCCAGCCAAAAAAGAAGAUAAAUGCAAAAAUAAAGCCGUAUUCAUGCAACGAAAGCAUAUCUGUAUCUGAGGGAAGGUCUAUGGACUAGAACCGUUCGAUAUUUCUUGAUAUUAAGUGGUGACUUUGCCUCAUUUCAGACGCAAACCGAACCAAAUGUUGACACCUCGAAACCGGAGCAGAUUGGAACGUAAACUAAUUUGAGGUCAACCUACUUUUUACAGUGACAAACCAUAAAUAAAUGCAUAUCAAAGAAAAGAUUCUGUGAAUUGAUUAAUCCGUACAGAACUCAAAAUGUUGUUAUUUUGUUUAAUGAGUCAUUCUGCUCACACGGGUCUGAUUGGAUAAAUUUUGGAACUGGUUUAUCAUUUUGUGGGAAAAAACAACAAACGAAGAUGGAGGUUGACCCACCUUCAUCAAACAACAUUUCAACUCCAAUUCAUAACCCAAAUCCACAUCAUGGGUUACACAGCCAUGACCUUGAAAGUGCUAUGAAUGGCAAUGGUAUUCCAGCUCCAGGCGCGCUGAAGCGUUCAAGCAGUGCACCAAUGAUAAAUAUUCUUGUGUCUACCUCAGCUCUUGAAAUCAGUCCACCAAACACUUUCACCUCAGCGGACUCUCAAAGAACAAGAAGGUUUAGUUCAAGCUCUAUGACCCUUCAUAAUGCUGCCUUGACACCGGUUAAAAUUGCUGAUAGGCUUAAUCAACUGAAGCAUGAAGAGAGUGAGAUCGUGGUCAGAGACAUACAAAAAGAAAGAGAAAUUCGCUCUGCAAUACAGAUAUCAAACUCAUGGAAUGAAAAAAUCAGCAUAGAUGAGCCAAUGAUAGCAGACAGUACACACCGACGACCAAGAUCAUUCUCCGAGAGUCUCCACAUUUUCACAUCUCCCACCAUGAUUAUAGGUGCUCCAUCGCCCACAAGAACAGGCAAGCAAUGUUUUUCGCCAUCGAUGCAGGCACAGAUAAAGAACCACACAUUUACACCUAGUCCAAGCCCUAGUCCAACCAGAAAGUCUUUUAGCAGGAGUAUCAGCCCAAUAACGUCUGGAACGUUAAUAAGGCCAAGCCCCUUGGGAAAGAGAAAAUUGGAGCCUGACGGAGACAGCAGACUGGACUACAUGAGCCCGCCCAAGAAGUUCCACACCGGGCCCAGCACCCCGGACAGACUCCUGCCACAUCCACUGGCUCACAGUGUAUCAUCAAGCAGUUGUGAAGGAAGCAGCCCUGAGCAGACAAUUCCCCGUGCGGCCAGUAUACAUAAUGCCAGGCUGAGUUCCGGCAUGCAGCCCAACAUGUUCUUCAUGCCCCUACAGGAUACACAAGAGAUGCAAACCACAGAUUCAGAGACGUCUGAUGUGACAGAGUCUACGGACAUGUCCGAGGUUGGGGAGUCAAGUUCAUCGGGUCUUCUCCUGACCGCGGCUCAGGGACCCUCCCACGGCGUUGUACAUACUUACUCCAGCCACUUGUGACACAGGCUUGCUGGACAGGGAGAUCUGGGAGGCUGGUCUUGAUUAUUAGUUGUUACCCUUGAUAUUUGUUAUCUUUUGAAUUUCUAAGACUUGGUAGCUAUUAGGACUUCUGAUUUGUUUAACUAUUGUUGUUUAUAAUUGAUCUUAGAAUGUUGUUGUUUUUGUAUGUCAACAUAUAUUACUGCUUUUGCAUCUAUACAGCAAUUCAUGCAUACAUGCACUUCUGUGAACGUACAUGUAUCAAUAGUUGCAGUACCGACCCUGAUUUCUGGAAACUUCUUAAGCUUAAUAGACUUAAGUAGCUUUAUAUUUUGUUAAGCAAAACCUUAACCUGAUUUUAUUCAAUAAAACUUAGUUUUUCUUGGUUAUCAGACUGAUAACUCCAAUAAAAAGUUAUUAAAAAUAACUUCCAAGAAAGUAAAUACUUUACAAAUUUUAGAAGAACAAAAAUAGUGAGCUUAGCGUAAUCAUAUUAUAACAGACUUAAUUAGUUUUGAGAAAUCAACCCUUAGCAUGUUAACUUUAACUUACAAAUACCUGGAAAUAUCAGUGAUACAUAGUUGUACUGCCAUGUUGAAUGCCACUAUGUGUGUUAAGAUCAUGAAAGUUCCUAAUAGUUUUCAAGUCUGGCUGUUGUUUCUUUAAAUGUGCUACUUACGAUAUGCGUGUCAGUAUAUAUUGUCUACUGAAUGCAAUAACUGCAUAAAGAAAUAGAAGCAAGUAUUGAGUUCUGGCAUUAAGAUGACGUUAAAUAGAUUCAGUGCUGUUAGUUAAUGAUUUUACAGAGAAUUUGUGUCAUUGUUAUGUACAUAUAGAUCAAGGGAUGGUCAUAUGAAGUUGUAAAUUAAUGGCAAUAAAUGUUCAGACAAAACUGAUUCAUGCAUGUUGGUCACUUAAAAUUAUUAUAUUAGAUAUAAUAUAACUUCCAUAAUACUUUAAAUUCAGUCUUAAACAAAAUAAACUGAAGCACCCACCCUUUAUGUUGUAUUUAAGAAAAUAUUAUAUGAUCAUAAAGGUGUCUUAAACAGAAAAAAAAGCCAAAUGAAACCUUACAUAUUGUCCCUAUUUUCUGCCAAUCUGCCCUCAUAUAAAUAUUCAUGAAUGUUAAAGCAAUGUACCAUUAUACUAGUCAUAUAAAAAAAACUUGAAUACACAAAUGCACAUUAAAUUGAACCAUAAAUAUGAUAACUAUCGAGGGCAGUUGUUAUCUGAUUAAGGCGUCAAAUCGAUUAAAACACAUGUUACCUUCAAAUUAAAUAAAAUAUUUUGUUAACGAGAGUUGCUUAAACAUCAUGUAUGUAUUACAGUUUUGCCUGAAGUGUUUAUAGGCUAUUGAUUUAUAGUAAAAUCAGGUUCAUUUGUAAAUAUAUACUUUUUUGUGGCGAUUUCUUUGAUGCGCAUUUAUCAUUUCAUUGUAUUCAUAUUCUGAUGACUGCAACAUCUGAAAUACCUCUCCUACUAAAAAAACGAUGCCGUGUGAUUGGUCAAUUGACAACGCUUGCGAUUGGUCAAAUGAAGUUUUAUCGCGGUUAAAAGAAUGUCGAUAAAACCAUUACCUCAUUGACGCUAUCACUGUUCAAACAGCCGAUUUCAUAUGAGGGCUUUUCCAUUUAAACAUAUAAGGCACUUUUAAACAUAUAACCUCCAGGGGGGAGGCAGGGCUCUCGCGAGGGGGCGACUUGGGCGAAGUGGUCGCCUAAAUUUCCCAGACUUCGCCCAUUUGUGCACUUUUAAAAUGUACCACGCCCUGACAGAAGCAAAUUGACCCUUUUGGGGUCAAAAUUAGUGAAAAAAGAAACCCACCCAUAUACUAUUUAAACAAUUGCCUUCCCUCGUGGGUAAUAUGUUUUACUGUAAUAGCCCUGAUGCAUAAAUGUCUGUGAAGCAUUAUUUUUCAAUGUUUUAUUAGAAUUAUUGUAUAGAAAUUUUGCAAUUGUUGAGUGUAAAUAUAAAUAUUUAAUAUUUGAGAAUUUAAGUUCAUCUCUGUAUGAAAACAUUAGCUCAGUGCCUGGAUAAUUGUUUAAUCCUUUGCUAACCUUGCCCUCAAGGGUGAGAGUGAUCUAGUGGUCUAGGAGUCCACCUCUCAGUCAAGAGGUUGUGGGUUCGAUCUCCACCAGGGGUACUUUCUCAUGUCCUCAAAAAAGUACAUGGUACUGGUUUUUGCCCCGGAAACAGAUAGUGAUGUUUCAAGCUAUCAGUUUUCGUCACAAUCAAGCUGAAAUAUUUAGUAUAAUCCAAUCUUGCACCAACCAAAUAAUUUCAUACAGCGAUGAACUGCAAUUCUUAAACAUUAAAUCCUGAAGUACAUUUGCCGAUUGUAAUUUAGAGAUAUUGAUUAUUUCAUUUAAGCUGAAAGUGUUCAUUUUUUGCUGUGACUGUUAUGUGUAUAAGCUUUAGUGAUAAAUACAUUGUUAUCACUGUACAAUUCAACAUACUAGUACAUGUACAUACUGGUAGGUUACGCAGAUUGCUUGGCCAAAUAUUCAAACAAAUAUGUUAAAGUCUGUUUUUGACUUCUUUAUGUACUUAAGAAUAUGUAAAAUAUAAUAUAGAGGGGGUGGGGGGUAAAUAGUUGCCAGAAUUUUAGCAUAUGUUAUUAAUACUCAAAAUUUGCUAAGCAACACCAGUGUUUAAUUUUAACAUGUCCUCAUUAAAGCUUCCAAUUUUUAAGUAAUUAUGGAUUUCAAAUGUAUAGACAUUAAAAACAUAGUGGAAUAUUAAUUAACAUGUAGAAAUGAUUAAGAUUGAUUAGGAACUUUUAAGUUAAAAAAAAAUCUAAAAUGAUCUCGUGAAAUUUAAAAUAUUUCUAAAAGGACCUUGCAAAAUUAAGAUAAUCAACAGUUGUUGAUUUUCAUGAUAUUUUUGAAGCUGUUUCUAGCUUACUAAAGUGUGCUUGAUUGUUAUUAGAGUAGAUAUUUCAUACAAGGAAAAUCAGGCAUUACAAGUUAUUUAAGGAAAUGCUAUAAAAUGUCUUUUUUAAAAAGUCACAAGUAUUAUAAAACUUAUUUAACAACUAUCUAGUUGCAAUAUUUUAACAAUGUCUUGCCCAGAAAUCAAGUAUUAUUUCCAGUUGAGAAUAUGUCAUUUGUAAUUUUGAAAUGGUGUGUUAAAGGGACUAGACACCAGAUGAUACAAUUGCAAGAAAACAAGAAAAUUAUCAAAAACAUAAAAUUGACAUUGUUGUAAUAACAACGCAAUGAAUCUUAAGUUCUGAUGUAUAACAUGGCUUAUGACACAUGUAUCUGUCACAGUUUUGCGCAUUUUUCCAAUUCCAAUUUAAGUUAUUUUGUUGACCACGUAAAUCCCAGUCAGUUUAAAAUAGCAUUGGUAUUUUUAUCUGUACUCUUAAACAGAUAUGAUUUUAACUGGGAAACAAUUAUGUGCUAUUUUCAAACAGGGAAACUCAGAGGAGACAGCAACAUUAUUGUUACAUUUAUUCUUUUAAUCAUGAAAAAUGAUGUAUUAUCACCCUCCUAUUAGCUUGCAUUGACAAUUCCAGGCUUGUUUUGAGGAAAUACUGUAAUUGCCAUUUUUGGACCGUCUGGAGUCUAGUUCCUUUAAAUUAACAUGAUUCUUGAUUGAACAUCUUUUUUAGACCAUUUUCAUAUUUUGGUUAUUCAUUUAUGAUUAUGAAGAAUGAUUCAAUCAGUUAUUGUUAUACAUGUGGUUAUGCUGAGGAUAUUUCUUAGUGCCACAAACCUGUUUUGUAGGAUGGGUUGGGGGAAGGCAUAGGGUAUAAAAGUUGUAACCUGUAAAUGUCUGUUAUCAGGCCAUAAUUUAUGAAUCGUUUGUUUGGUGUUUCCCGACCCAUAUUUAAGGAGUGUGUAGGUAGGGAGGUUUUGUGAAUGCAAGGUAGUCUUCCGUUUGGCUUGUAUCUUAAUCAAACUUAAACAGUUGUUAGUUAUCCAUGAGAGCUCGGUUCCUUUCCUAAACCAGCCAGAUCAGCCCAUGCAUGACUGGAUUAUGGCCAUUGAAAUGUUCAAAAUUGCUAUGAUAGAGCUUUACCCUAAAUUCCGUUAUGAAAAACAAAAAAUAUGACCACUGGAGUGGGCUAAAAAUAAUCAACCUUAACAGGUUUUGUUUUGUUUUUUGAGUCGGGAAACGUGAAACAAACUAUUUGUUAAUUGUGGCCUCAUUCUGUUAUUAUUUUGCUUUGUACUUGUUCACCGCCUAGCUGGAACUAGGAACUCGUGAAGUUAUACUUUGUGUUGUGAGUGUAUACCCUGGUGAAGUAUUGGGUUAGAAUAUAUUUUGAAAAUAAAGCCAUUGCUUUUUUGUUGAUCAAUGUAUUCUUUCAAACUGUGGUCGUUUUCUAAAUGGCAUUAAAACGUGACCAUUUUUCAUUCAACAGUAUUUGCAUGAAAGGUCAGAUAAAAAUAUUUAAUGGAUUCUCAUCUUUUUAAAAAUGUGUCAGGUAGGUGUAUUGUAAAACUAUUAAAAAGUGUGUGGAAUGUUGAAUUGUUUCCCCAUUUACAACCACUAAAUUUAAGAACAUAUUUUUGUAAGUAAAACAUCAGUGUUUUGGGACAGGUGUUGAGAAUCUUAUCUUAAAACUAUUUCUUCUCUGGCCAAAGCAUAUCUAAAUACUUCAUAUGCUUUUUACUCUGAAUGAAACUGUAUUCAAUGUUAGCAUAGUAACUGGAAUUCUGACAUGUUUUUUCUUAAAAUGUGCUUACAAUACUCAUUAGGAAUCUGGUUACAUGCUACUAUGAGCUGACCUUAAUUUCAAUUUGUAAGUAGAAGUACUUUACAUUCUUUCAGGUGAAAUUUAUAGUGCUAUAACGCAUGUGUAAGUGUUCAGUAUGUGUACUGUAUUUUGUAUUUCUGAAAACAUUUAUUCAUACAAUGUACUGUGAAAAUAAUAUUUCAGAAAUGGAACGCCCUAUUUUCCAUAUUUUUGAGGUUUUGAACUUUCAUCGAUGAUAAUGUGAAUUUGGCCUUAUACAAGAGACAAACGCACAGAAAUAAGGUUAACCUUAUGUAUUGAAUGUGUAUUAUAAUAUAAAAACAUAAGCAUGUCUUCUGUUUGGCUAGAUCUUAUGUACAUGUAUUAUCGUUUUUACUAGAUAUCUUGUGACCAUCAGUGGCUGAUAAACCAUGUUGGCUUUUGUUGUUGAAUUUAUCAAUAAUUGUACAUGAAUUUGAUUUUUUUUUUACUUUUUUCUGUUAUUUUUCUCUUAACUUAAAAUACUGGUAGUACCAUAUAAGGUAUUGUUUAUUAUUUGUCUCCAAUUAGUUACCAAAAAUGUUUGUAAAUACCAUGCCCUAUUUUUGUAAUAACUGGAAUUGUGAAUGAGCCGUGAUAAUUAUGUAAAUAUUGUUGUUAAAUAUUUAGUUAUGUAAAAUCAAUGUUUAUGUAAAAUAAA
This is a messenger RNA of Mya arenaria, 6870 nucleotides long. RefSeq names its product P2R1A-PPP2R2A-interacting phosphatase regulator 1-like. Lineage: Eukaryota; Metazoa; Mollusca; Bivalvia; Myida; Myidae. The record is from RefSeq and is a predicted model, not a curated record. Bases 428 to 1504 code for a protein of 358 amino acids. The transcript has 10 exons. Gene Ontology annotation, molecular function: protein serine/threonine phosphatase inhibitor activity.